Schizophyllum commune H4-8 is the source of this 346-nucleotide messenger RNA. RefSeq lists its product as uncharacterized. The transcript has a single exon. The record is from RefSeq and is a predicted model, not a curated record. Bases 37 to 264 code for a protein of 75 amino acids. Lineage: Eukaryota; Fungi; Basidiomycota; Agaricomycetes; Agaricales; Schizophyllaceae.
GCUCGCUCGAAUAGGGAUCAAUAUCUUCAAGUCGGAAUGAAGUUUCAUGCGCUUCCCGUGACGAAGGGAGUAUUUGCGCCUGUUUGUCACCUCCUUCUGUGUCCAGUGUGCUCGCUGAAUGACCAGACAUUGCCGGCUCUGCCACAAUGGAAGUACCAGCGCAAAUUACCUCCAAUGAAACUCCCUCGCCCGUUCAAAAGGCUCCACAGUCCCCAACACAGCUGUCCGAGUUCUUCGGCCUCGCCUGCAGCAAGCGGGCGCUGACUGGUGAGCGCCUUGGCUGACGAAGAGCACUGUCGCGCCUACAGGCCUCUCCUUCCCUCAUAUAAAAGGACGCCACUUUCGC